This is a messenger RNA of Paramecium pentaurelia, 931 nucleotides long. Lineage: Eukaryota; Ciliophora; Oligohymenophorea; Peniculida; Parameciidae. The record is from the annotation of a GenBank genome assembly.
AUGGAUGAUAAAAAUAGCUGCAGAAUAUGCUUUUCUAUAUAUUCAAUAGAUGAUUUACAUUUUUUUCCAAUUUGCUAACAUGUCUUUUGUAAAUUAUGUUUAAAAACUACAUAUGAAUAAAGUAUAAGAGAAUAAAAGGUUUAACUUAAAUUUUAUGCAUGUCCAUUUUGUAACACUCAGAUUAUUGAUAAUAGAUGGAUAUAAAAUGUAGUUAGUUAAGAUCUUUAUUCAUAAUAUUGUGAACUUUUAGUUAAGCAAAAUCUUAUUGAAUAUUUAGUUGAUGAUGAAAUUCUUGUAGGAUGUAAAAAUUAAUAAUGUUCUUAUUAAUUUAUGAUAUGGAAACAUGCAGGUUGUUUUAUGAAUCAUUAUUUAAGAUCAUCAAAAAUGCCCGGUUUGUAAAUAAUAACAUUGUAGAAAAUGUAAUAAUGAUCAUUAGAUUGGAAUUUCUUGUGAAUAAGGAUAAAAUCUAAGAGAAGUUAGUUAUAUAGAAAAAAAGAAAAAGUUACAUAUUAGUAGAUGCCCAAAAUGUAAAGUUUUAGUUGAGAAAAUAGCAGGAUGUAAUUUUAUGACUUGUAAAUGUGGAACUUAUUUUUGUUAUGAAUGUGAUCAAUAAUUAUAAAAAGAGGUAAAUUAUAGUUAUAAAAAGGAUCAUCAUAAACAUUUUUAAUAAAAUAAAUGUAUAACUUUGUUAAAUGGUAAAUAGAAUAAUCCUAUUGUUAAAGAAUAAAAGAAAUUCAGAAUAAUUAGUGUGUUUGAUUAUAUUCCUUGCUUUUUUUGUUAGGGAGUCACUGAACCUCUAAUCGAUAAACUGAUUUACUAAUGUAAUUCUGAAAAGUGUAAGGGAUUAUGUUUUUGUACAUAAUGUUUAUGCUAAUUAAGAAAAGAUGAUAUUCCUUAUCAUUUAGAACGUUUAAAUUGCUUAUAAAAAUGA